UGGGGGCUCAAUACAAGCCUUCACUUCAAAGCAACUAUUGUCCUCAUUUUAAGACUCUUGCUAAAUAAGCAACUUGGAUUCUUUCUAAUCACAUAAAUUCCAAAAUUCCUUUUAUUUAUUUUCAUUUCCAACUCUUUUUUUCAACCAAAAAAUUUGGAAAAAACAAAAACAAAUAUAUCAAUCUUCUUCAUUUUGUUGGUCCACAUUCCAAUUUCCACAUGUAUUCUCAAAACAUACCCAUUUAGCAUUUACAAUAGUUUGUUGAUUAUCCAACACAAAUUUACAUUGUCUUCAAUUAAAAUCAACUACCCUUUUGAUAAUAUUCAUCAAGAUUCUUCCUUUUUUCAUUUCCCAAAACAAAUAAUUUGUUUUUAGAUCCUUUAAAUAUUUGUUUGGCUAGAAAAAUCCCAUUAAAAAGAUGUCAGCUUCUCUAUCUAUUAGGCCCACAAACCCGGGUUUUCAUCGGGCUUUAGCACAACCUAGUUGGACUAAACGCUGUUGGGCCGUCUCUAUACCCUCCCGGCGUUCUUUACCAUCAAUCACCGUGGUUCGUGCCGGGUCACGGGCUGAUGAUUCGGCGCCGUUUGGUAUGUCGGUGGAGAAUGCUUUGAAGCUUUUGGGUGUCUCAGAAGGAGCAUCUUUUGAUGAAGUUUUGAGGGCAAAAAACAAAAUUUUAGCCACUUGUAAAGAUGACCCUCAAACUGUUGCUCAGAUAGAAGCUGCAUACGAUAUGUUGCUCAUGAAAAGUUUAACACAGCGUAGAGCUGGAAAAGUUGUGAACAACAGCAUUCGCUUUGCUGAUGUCCAACCUGCCAACACUCAGGGUACAGGAACUAUGCCUCAAUGGCUUCAAUCGACAAUGAAGAGUCCUCUUGUUGUGGUUGAAAAGCCGCCUGUGUCAGACCUUGGAGUUCAAGCUGGUGUUUAUGGUGCUAUGAUGGCUUUGACUUAUAUUAAUGGAGCGUCGUCAUCUUCUGCGGGAGCUGUGGCUGGUGCAGAUGUUCCUGGAUUUAUACUGGCCACCAGUUUCGGAGCAUCCUUGUACUUCAUGACUAAAAGAAACGUAAAAUUAGGGAAAGCCACUCUGAUCACAGCAGGAGGACUUGUUGCUGGAGCAGUAGUCGGUUCAGCUGUCGAAAACUGGCUUCAAGUAGAUAUCGUUCCUUUCCUCGGUCUGCACUCUCCAGCCGCUGUUAUCAGUGAAUUUAUCAUCCUCUCUCAGUUUUUGGUCUCUCUAUAUCUUAGGUAGGCUCUAAUAGAGUUGUAUAUCUUGCAGUCAAAAUUAAAGACUUGUAGUUUUUUCUUCAUUAAAUCUUUGCAUUUUUAGGAUGUCUAGUUCAUGUUAUGUACAAAUGAAAUAUAUAAAUAGCAGAAUUUUCAUUUAUUUGAAGUAAAUACUGUGAAAGUCUCGCCUAUUAUGCACUUUUGUGCAUAAAGUGUGGCAUCAUGAGUUAUAUAUACGUAUCUUUAAAUCGAAGAAA
Messenger RNA from Amaranthus tricolor (Joseph's coat), 1481 nucleotides. RefSeq names its product protein CHAPERONE-LIKE PROTEIN OF POR1, chloroplastic. Lineage: Eukaryota; Viridiplantae; Streptophyta; Magnoliopsida; Caryophyllales; Amaranthaceae. The record is from RefSeq and is a predicted model, not a curated record. The transcript is spliced from 3 exons. The coding region runs from base 419 to 1249 and encodes 276 amino acids. Gene Ontology annotation, cellular component: chloroplast membrane.